This is a messenger RNA of Plasmodium vinckei vinckei, 2277 nucleotides long. RefSeq names its product DNA replication licensing factor MCM5, putative. Gene Ontology annotation, biological process: DNA replication initiation; DNA replication; double-strand break repair via break-induced replication. Gene Ontology annotation, molecular function: 3'-5' DNA helicase activity; single-stranded DNA binding; ATP binding. The record is from RefSeq and is a predicted model, not a curated record. Gene Ontology annotation, cellular component: MCM complex; nucleus. The transcript is spliced from 4 exons. Bases 1 to 2277 code for a protein of 758 amino acids. Lineage: Eukaryota; Apicomplexa; Aconoidasida; Haemosporida; Plasmodiidae.
AUGCUGGGUAUUCAAGAAGGAAGGGCGUUUUUCAAUGCCGCACGAAACCCAAACAAUAGGCCAGAGAAUAAUAUUAGAAUUGAAGACAACUUACCAAGUCUAAAUGAGGUGUACAAUUAUUUUCAGGAUUUUUUGUCAAGAUAUUCAUCAAAUACAUUAAAAGAAGGAAAUUUGAAAAGAACAUUAUUUGAAAAUGUGAAAAAUAAUAAUUUUACUUUAGAUUUAAAACUAGAUGAUAUAUAUAAGCAACAAACCGUUUUUGAAAAUAAUGAAAUAAGUGCUACCCCAAUAUCUGAAAGAAAAAUUAAAAAACCUGAUAAUUACUCUGCAAUAUUAGCUAGAGCAUUAUCUGAAAGACCUUUGACAUAUUUACCCACCGUUGAAAGAGUAUGCUAUGAAGUAUGUGAAACAGCAAAUAUAUUAAGCGAUGAAGAUGAGCAUUUAAAUUAUAUACAAAUAAAUUUAUUAAAUACAUUUAUUAGACCUACACCAAUAAGAGGCCUAUUAGCAGCAACACAAGAACGAUUUGUUGUUGUACCUGGUAUUAUUGUUCAAGCUAGUAAACCUCAACAUAAAAUGAGAAAAAUUACAUUACAAUGUCGAUAUUGUGAUCAUAAAAUGUCUAUAGAUGUACCACUAUGGAAAGAUAAACCACAGUUACCACCAUACUGUAGAUAUUCCUCUACCAUGAAAUCAUCAAUGGGUGUUGCUAAUCCAAUGGAUAAUCAAUUAGGUUGUAAUGGUGUUUUAGAACCUUAUGUUAUAUUACCAAAUGAAUGUACUUUUGUUGAUAUUCAAUCAUUAAAAAUGCAAGAAUUACCAGAAGCUGUACCAACAGGAGAUAUGCCAAGACAUUUACAAUUAAAUGCUACAAGAUAUUUAUGUGAAAAAAUGAUACCAGGUGAUCGAGUUUAUGUUCAUGGAGUUUUAACAUCAUAUAAUCCAAAUCCUAAACCAACAAGAGUAGAUGGUACAAACUUCUCAUAUUUACAUGUUUUAGGUUUUCAAAAAUAUGAUGAUAUGUCAGGUAAUGAUUUAAAUUUUGACGUUGAAGAAAGAAAUGAAUUAACAUUAUUAGCAGCUGAACAUGACAUACAUGAUAAAAUUUUUAAAUCAAUUGCUCCUGAAUUAUAUGGGAUGGAUGAAGUUAAAAAAGCUUGUGCAUGUUUAUUAUUUGGAGGUACAAGAAAAAGAAUAGGUGAAGAAACAAAAAUUAGAGGUGAUAUUAAUAUGUUAAUGCUUGGAGAUCCAUCUGUUGCUAAAUCACAAAUUUUAAAAUUCGUAAAUAGAUGUGCUCCGGUUUCAGUUUAUACAUCUGGAAAAGGAAGUAGUGCAGCUGGUUUAACAGCGGCUGUUAUGAGAGAUAGUCAUGGUGUCUUUUCAUUAGAAGGUGGUGCUAUGGUGUUAGCUGAUGGUGGAGUUGUAUGUAUUGAUGAGUUUGAUAAAAUGAGAGACGAUGAUGUUGUAGCUAUACAUGAAGCUAUGGAACAACAAACCAUAUCUAUUUCUAAAGCUGGUAUAACAACAAUGCUAAAUACAAGAUGCUCUGUUAUAGCUGCUGCUAAUCCAUCCUUUGGUUCCUAUGAUGAUUCACAAGAUACUACAGAUCAACAUGAUUUUAAAACUACUAUUCUGUCAAGAUUUGAUAUUAUAUUUUUAUUAAGAAAUAAACAAGAUAUUGAAAAAGAUACAUUGUUAUGUAAUCACAUUGUUGCAUUACACGCAUCAAAGCAUAAAUCUCAAGAAGGAGAAAUAUCUUUAUCAAAGCUUACUAGAUAUAUACAAUAUGCAAAAAAAGAAAUAUCCCCAUUAUUAUCAAAAGAAGCAAGAGAUUCUUUAAGAAACUAUUAUGUACAAACAAGGGCUGAAUACAGAGGAGAUAAAAGAUCUGUUACAAAGAAAAUACCCAUCACAUUACGUCAACUUGAAUCUUUAAUUCGAUUAGCUGAAAGUUUUGCUAAGAUGGAGUUAUCGCAGUUUGCUACGGAAAAACACGUUCAAAUGUCAAUUGACUUGUUUUCAGCUUCAACAGCAGAAACGGCAAAGCAAUGCAUGGUAUUCGAAGCAAUGUCUCCUUCCGAGCAAAAGGCUGUCAAGCAAGCCGAAGAUGCCAUAUUGGGAAAAUUAGGAAAGGGGCAAAGAGCCUCAAGAGUCAAUUUAUUUAGAGAGCUACAGCUACGAGGUUUCGACAGAUCCGCCUUAUCAAAGGCACUAGCUAUACUCAUUAAAAAGGGAGAGCUUCAAGAAAGAGGAGAUCGCUCUGUUAGAAGGUGUUAA